Messenger RNA from Nipponia nippon (crested ibis), 1377 nucleotides. The record is from RefSeq and is a predicted model, not a curated record. Lineage: Eukaryota; Metazoa; Chordata; Aves; Pelecaniformes; Threskiornithidae.
AUGGAGUUAUCAGGAUUGAAAAAGAAGAGUUUGCUAGGACUCAAAGAAAAUAAUAAAAAAUCCAACACUAGGGCUCCCUCACCAACCAAGCGCAAGGACAGGUCUGAAGAGAAGUCAAAGGACCGGUCCAAGGAUAAAGCAGCCACUAAGGACUCGGGUGAAAAGGAUCGUGGCCGAGACAAGACACGCAAAAGACGCAGUGCUUCCAGCGGCAGCAGCAGUACCAGAUCCCGUUCCAGCUCAACUUCCAGUUCAGGGUCCAGUUCCAGCACUGGUUCUAGCAGUGGCUCUAGCUCAUCUUCUGCCUCGGGCCGCUCUGGGAGCUCCAGCACUUCACGCAGUUCCAGUUCCAGCAGCUCCUCUGGAUCUCCCAGUCCCUCUCGACGGAGGCAUGACAACAGGAGACGCUCCCGCUCCAAGUCCAAGCCACCCAAGAGAGAUGAAAAGGAGCGGAAGAGGCGGAGCCCGUCACCCAGACCUACAAAAGUGCAUGUUGGAAGGCUCACCAGAAACGUGACCAAGGAUCACAUCAUGGAAAUUUUUUCCACUUAUGGAAAGAUUAAAAUGAUUGACAUGCCAGUUGACAGGCUAAAUCCACACCUCUCUAAAGGUUAUGCUUAUGUGGAGUUUGAGAACCCAGAUGAUGCUGAGAAAGCCCUGAAACACAUGGAUGGAGGCCAGAUUGAUGGUCAGGAGAUCACUGCCACAGCUGUGCUGGCACCACGACCUAGGCCGCCUCCCAGACGCUUUAGCCCACCCAGGAGGAUGCUGCCGCCACCACCGAUGUGGCGCAGGUCACCCCCUCGCAUGAGGAGAAGGUCGCGGUCUCCUAGGCGCAGAUCCCCUGUUCGCCGGCGAUCAAGAUCCAGAUCUCCUGGACGAAGGCGCCAUCGCAGCCGCUCCAGCUCAAACUCCUCACGAUAAAGCAAAAAGACUGGACAGCUUUUUAUUUUUUAACUUAAAUCCCGUCAGACUAAAUAUUGUACCUUUUUUUUAUAAUGGGUCUGGGUGAGGAGGAGUGGGAGAGAGUAUCCUGGCAGUGAAGGCAACCUAAGAGGAGAGAGCAACAGUUCCCGGCCAAUAGAUAGCCUUUGCUGAGGGGCUUCUAGUUUCCUGGCAUUGAAUUGAAAUUAUUUAAAAAUGGCAUUGAUUUUAAAGGCUGCAUAAAACAUCUUUUCCAGAUAAACGGAAGGAAAGGUGUUACAGCCUCUCUUUUUCUCCAGUUAGCAGGCUGCUGCUUGGUGAUUUCUAAAUGCUUAGCACGCUGUACAGACGAGCAUGUAAAUCUUGAACUAUUUCAGAAACCCUGUAUACUAAGGCAGGGAGGCAUUUAACUUGAUCUCUAGGUGCCAGCACAGGAUUUUUCAGAGCAGCUGG